Aspergillus ibericus CBS 121593 is the source of this 910-nucleotide messenger RNA. RefSeq names its product hydroxyisourate hydrolase. The record is from RefSeq and is a predicted model, not a curated record. NCBI's taxonomy places the organism in Eukaryota, Fungi, Ascomycota, Eurotiomycetes, Eurotiales, Aspergillaceae. Gene Ontology annotation, molecular function: hydroxyisourate hydrolase activity. Gene Ontology annotation, biological process: purine nucleobase metabolic process. The transcript has a single exon. The coding region runs from base 92 to 673 and encodes 193 amino acids.
GAGAUAGAAAAGCCCUCUCGCGGCCGAACCCCCCCGACAUUCUACUUUUCAUUUUAUUUCGAAACCCUCUUUUACUACAUCUACCCUCUUAAUGGACCCUGCAGAAGUCACGCCUUCGAGUGGUCAACUGGGUAAAAUCACAGACCGUCUAAACCUCUACCGCAACCAACUCCUCCAAUCCUCGAGUCCCUCCACAGAACCCCCCUCCAACAACCACAACACAACACCAAGCCCCCUCCAAACCCCAGCAACAAUGUCUCGCGAUCCCAUCACCUGCCACGUCUUGAACACCCUGACGGGUACUCCCGCCGCGAACCUCCCAGUGACCUUGACCCUCCUAUCCGGACCCUCCACCAGCCAAGAUCCCCUCACUUUCCGCGCGACCACCGACGCCGACGGCCGAGUCAAAACCUGGGAUCCCACCAGCGCUUCAUCCCAAUCCGUUCCUGGUAUCCUUGCCGGACUCCCAGCCGCCGACAGCAAAACGAAUUGGUCCGUUCGGUUUGACGUCGGUCCAUGGUACGAGGCACAAGGAGUGGAGAGUUUCUGGCCCGAAGUCGAAGUGAAGUUUACGGUCAAGGGACGGGGUCGGGACGGCGAGGAGGGUUGGCGCCAUUAUCAUGUUCCCGUGUUGUUGGGACCCUGGAACUAUUCAACUUAUCGGGGCUCGUGACGAAUUGAUAAAGCUUGGAUACUGCCGAUGGCCCGAUAGAUAGAUGCGCCCGGAUGGAUGGGAUCUUAUCGCUCCAGACUAGUACUCCGUGCUCCGUAUCGUGGAGCGCAUGUACCCGUAUGACGUAUCUGGAGAUGGGGUUGAAACAGCACGCUUAUUAUGGAUUUGAUACUUUGAGAUUAAUGAAUCGCAAGUUGCUUGACUUGUAUCCUAGAAUAUAUUUGUAAUUGCAUGAAA